CGGAAGGUCCUCUUUUCUCACUUUCUACCUGCAGAGGUUCUUCAUUUACAGCAAAGGGAACCAAGAGCAUUCAUUUAAUAAAAUCAACAUUUAUAUAUUUUUUUUUAAUAUUUUGAAAAUGAAGAAUCUAUUCAUUUUCCUCAUGAUUUUGCCCUACUGUGGUUCAUCUGGAGUUAAAGAUGAAAAAUCAGUGUCAGUGAAAGAGGGAGAUUCAGUCACUCUUAACACUGAGGUUAAAACAAACCAACAAGAAGUGAUUGUAUGGUUUUUUAAUAACACUCGCAUUGCUCAAAUCAGUGGAGAUCUCAGUGAUAUCUGUACAGAUGUUGAGUGUAAUGAAGGUACUGAGAGAUUCAGAGACAGACUGAAGCUGGAUCAUCAGACUGGAUCUCUGACCAUCAGAGACAUCAAAAACACAGACUCUGGAGAAUAUAGACUAGCCAUACUCAGCCACAGCAGUGACAGUAAAAUGAUCUUCAGAGUUGCUGUUAAUGAUGUUCCUGCUGCUCAACGAGAUGAAAUGAAGACCAAGUCUGUAGUGGAGGGAGAACCUGUCACUUUAGAUCCUGGUGUAACAAAAACACCAAAUGAUGUGAUGACGUGGUAUUUUAGUGACACUCUCAUCGCUGAAAUCACUGGAGAUCAGAGUAAGAUCUGUUCAGAUGUUCAGUGUAAAGAGAGAUUCAGAGACAGACUGGAGCUGGAUCAUCAGACUGGAUCUCUGACCAUCACAAACACCAGAACCACAGACUCUGGAGAUUAUACAUUACAGAUCAACAGCAGUAGUAGCGGUGUUGUUGUCACCAGUUUAAAGAGCUUCAGCGUUUCUAUCACCGUUUCAGGUCUGUCUGCAGGUGGAAAAGGAGGAAUUUGUGCUGUCCUUCUGCUUAUAGCUGCAUCUGUUUGUGGGUUUUAUUUUUACAAGCGUCGAGUAAAAAGAAAAGGUGAGGAUUACAUUAGUGAUGGGAUUUUUCCUCUGUGAACUGGUUCUUUCAGACCGCUUGUUUCAAAAAUUCAGUUCAAAAAGUGAUUCAGUUUACUAGCUGAUAAAAAAUGUUGCCCCAAAUAGGGUAAUUUAAUACACAAUCUGUCAAAACCUCUAUUUU
Messenger RNA from Carassius auratus (goldfish), 1106 nucleotides. RefSeq names its product immunoglobulin superfamily member 10-like. The record is from RefSeq and is a predicted model, not a curated record. The transcript is spliced from 4 exons. Bases 119 to 982 code for a protein of 287 amino acids. NCBI's taxonomy places the organism in Eukaryota, Metazoa, Chordata, Actinopteri, Cypriniformes, Cyprinidae.